AUGACUAUGAAGAGCCGUGGCGGAAGAGAAUCUGGAAAUGUGAAAUCCCUGCUAGGACUGCCCCGUGGGACCACAACGACACUCCCAUCACUCACACGAAUGGGCGGUAGUUGGCCACCACCACAAUCACAACAACAACAACUAUCACCACAUCUGCCAGAACGACUCUCACCACCACCACCGCAAGCAUUGUCUCAACAACAAGUAUCAUCCUCAUCUCAACAGCAGGUUGGGGGUGCCUCAUUUUUAUUAACUCCCUCGCCGUUGUCUUCGGCGACGACUGUGGCCCCCGCCCCCGGGGCUCCGGCGCUGGUGGUGCGGGGGAGUAGUGCCCUCGCCGGGGGAGACCGCCGCCCACCGCCCCGCUCGCCGUCGCCCACCCGCUCGCGUUCCUCUUCGCCCCCGCACGGGCAGUCGCCCUCCCACCCCUUUCCGCGGGUACCCCCACCCCAGCAGCAGCAGCAGCAGCAGCAGCAGCAGCAGCCAUCAACACCAUCAAAGCAGCCUAUACCGCCUCCUCCGGCGCUGCAGUCCCCACGACAGGGGAAACCAACGACGGUGAAUGUUCCUGCGAGUGGAGUUACAGUGUCGCCAGCGCGUGGACUUCCAUCAGUACGUGGUCAGAGUGCGGCAUCGCCAAGAGGAAGACACGAAAAUCAGACUACGAAACAACCUUUACCACGAUCACAGCAAACUGUUGUAUUUUUAGAAAGUGUGGAGACUGAAUCAACACAUGCAACUGAGAGUCAACAUGAAACAGAGAAUGGUUUAAACGGUGGGCCAUUACAAAUCAAACAAGAAAGGAAUACUCCAGCAGGAAGUAGUGAAAUGUCAGAGUCUAGGGGAGAAGAUGUGCUACAACUAUUUACUCUAGAUAUAAUGAAAUUUGCUGAACUAGAAAAUAGUGGAGAUUCUAAAAUGAUGCAUACGAAAGAUAAUGGGGCAAAUAGUACUGAACCACCAAAGAAUGAUGCGACAUUACCACCCAAUUUGAAUCCAUGUUUCGUCUAUGGUUCUGAGUGGGAAUCACAGUUAGGGGUUAAUGUUUUGAGUCAAUCCCCAUUCAAUGGCUCUAGACGUUCCCAUCCUAAUCAUAACAGCAGAAAUAAUAGUCUGACAAGUCUUGGAAGGAGUGUAAAUAUGGAACGUCUUCGAGCACGAAAGCGGCAAUCUAUAGUGGCAUUAAGUGAAAGAAAAAAAUUAGCGAGAGAACUUCAAAUGUCAGGAGAAUUUACACAAGAUGAUCCACAGUUAAAACGUAUGCUUGCCCGUGAAUCACAAAAACGACGAGUUAAAAAGGAUGCUCCAUCACUUUACUCUGUAGCUCUACCUAUUUUUAAUGAAGAAACAGGUGUAUUAGGGGAUGAUUGUGUUUUCCCAAAAUCUCUUUCUGUUGAUGAUGCUAUUCAACGUGUCCUUGAGAAAGAAAGAGGUGAACUUCGCACAAAGACGAGUGGUGUUGGUAUUACUAGAUUCCUUAGAGAAUUUGAAGAAAGUCGUGAAAUUAUUUAUUUAUAUUUCUGGUAUAUAGUAGCUCAUAUACGUCGUGUAGAUGCAGAAAAUACUCUUUUAGGUCGAUAUUUACAUCUUCAACGUGUUUUUCGAAGUAUGUUUCCUCGUCAUAAAGGUGAAUUACCUUCUAUAUCAUUACUUGAACAAACUAUGGCAAAAGCAUUGGAAGUUAUUUCAAAAAAACGUCGACAAAAUAAAGAAGUAAAUGAAGAAACACGAGAAGAAGAAACGGUAUUUUUUUCAUUUAAUGGAGAUGAUUUAUCUGUAAUGGAUGGUAGUACUUGUAGUACUCCUCUUUUAUCUUCUGAAGAUGGAAAUCGAUCAUUUAAUAGACGACGUAAUAGUAGAAGACAAAGAACUGGAAGUGUAAGUUAUGCUGGUUUUUCAGUUUUGGGAGUGAGUGAACUUCCAAAUGAUAAAUUGCAAUCCUGUGAUGUACCAUCUGUGAUACGAUGUGCUGGAGCUAUUGAUAUUUUUACAGUAAUGCAAGUAGAAGUAUAUGAACUUGCUGAAUUUGGAUCUCGUUGUUUUCAUCGUCUUUCUUUACUUUUUACUCAAGCCUUUGGACGAUUACGAGCGGAAAAAGAUGAAAUUCUUGCGGCUUUCAUGUAUGUAGUUCCUCAUGUGACUUAUUAUGUGUUAUUGUAUUGUUUUCCUAAUGAUGUAGUGGCGGGUAUGUUUAGUGGACCUAUGCGUUUAGCCCUUUAUCGCAUUUUUUAUUAUUGGUGUAGUGGACUUACAGCCACUUGUGUGCGGGUGAACGGCUGGCCAACACCAGGCUCAUCCGAUGUGUCUAAUCUCUUACCAUCACCAUUAAUGCAAAGUCUAACAGGCGAACCACAACUACAAAAACAACCAAAACAACAGGAAUCAUCAUUACCAGAGAGACAAGAAGAAGAAGAUAAUGAGAAUGAUGAAGAAGAAGAAGAAGGAACUAAAACAAGUUUAGGAGAAACUCCAAUGAGAGAAGGAAGAGAAGGAGGAGGAGAUGUGACGACUACACUUGAUUCCCAUACAGACCUCAAACCCUCAACGCAUAAGAAUGGAUUAGCCGAUACUUCCUAUUCCCAUUCUCUCACUUUCUCUGUAGUGGAAGAGGCUCUUCGUCCAUUAAAUGAUAAUUCCUUUGAGGAUGUGGAUGUGGAAGUGGCAAAUGGUCAUCAUCGUCUCAUUUUGGAGUUUAAAAAGUACGCCAAACAUGUGAAUUAUUUAGUACGGGAACUAGAGCAACGGACAUUAGAUAUGCAUAGACAAGUAUUACAAGAACCGUGCAUUCCUCAACAACAACAACAACAACAGCAAGAAGAACAACAACAGCAACAACAACAAACGCAAAAAAAAUUUAAAAAAAAUGUGGCCUUCGCAGAACCAAUAAAUACAAAGAAUUCAGCAGGAAAGAAAAAGAAUGAAAAGGGAAAUGGUAUUUCUGUGGAUACAAACAAUCAUAAAAGGAACACUAAUUAUAAUAAGAAUAAUAAUAAUAAUAAUAAUAUCACAACUAUUACACCUAAUGUACCAAAACAACCCACACGACGAAUGGAUAAUAAUAAUGUAAUUUUACCUUGUAUAGGAGGAGGAGGAGGAGGAGGAACACGUGGGAGAAGUAAUAGUAAUAAUAGCACUAAUAGUAAUAACACUUGUGUACUCUCUUUAUUCCCACUUGAUAGUGCUGCUGUGAAUAUACGUCGAUACAUUACACGUCAAGCGGAUAUGUCUUUAAUACAGGUUCCACUGCCACCAUUAAAUGAGAUCACAUCAACAGAAACCGGUCAAAAUAGUUUAAUACGAUCUCGUGUGGCUAGAGUCUCACUUCCUGCCGCCUCUCCGUUUUUUCUUUACUUUGCAGAGGAACGACUUAAAAAGAAUAGAUCCCCUUCUCCUCAUACUUUGCGGGAUUUAUCAUCUUUUACAUAUCAUGAUGGAAGUCGUCGUUGUAGUGUGAAUUCCAGUAAUAAUAGUAAUAUCAGCGCCGUACAGGCUGCCCCUCGUCACCAUGAUCUUGUUAACAGCAAUAAUAAUAAUAAUAAUAAUAAUAAUAAUAAUAAUAAUAAUAAUAAUAACAAUAGUAGUAGUAGUAACAAUUACAAUGUUAGUAAUAGUCGUAGUAGUUUAUAUGCAAAGAAGAAUACUAAAGGACCUACUACUACGACAACUACUACUGGCAAUACGGCUAACUCAUUAUUCCCUCAUCGCGGUACGGAGAAGACUAUCAAACUCACAUUAAUUCCACCAUCCGACACCCGUCUACGGCCAUUACAGUUUAAAGCUCUCACGAGAGAUGUUACCCGGCGACAGAAUGCACUUAGUAGACAAUUAGAUAUGAUGUCUGAGCGCGAACAGCAAUUGCGUCGACAGUACAACGCAGAUACCCAACAUGGUCUACGUCGGGUGGAUCAACUUCUCGCAGAGUGUCAAAACACUCGAUUUGAUACCCAUACCUUUAAAAGUCUAUUGGGAAAUAAUAAUAAUAAUAACAGGGGGAGACAGAGGCAUGACCAUCAACAUCGAUCACCACAACGAGAACAUCACCAAGAAGCGAAGAAAAGAAGUGGGAGAGGAAAUGGAAGUGUGCCAAGACGUAGAGAAGCACGUGCAGAAGAGAGAGGUGUUUGGUAA
Messenger RNA from Trypanosoma theileri, 4128 nucleotides. RefSeq lists its product as uncharacterized. The record is from RefSeq and is a predicted model, not a curated record. The coding region runs from base 1 to 4128 and encodes 1375 amino acids. Lineage: Eukaryota; Euglenozoa; Kinetoplastea; Trypanosomatida; Trypanosomatidae. The transcript has a single exon.